Xenopus tropicalis (tropical clawed frog) is the source of this 2613-nucleotide messenger RNA. It is a transcript of the gene bbs2, whose product is annotated as Bardet-Biedl syndrome 2. Gene Ontology annotation, cellular component: cytoskeleton; BBSome; ciliary membrane. The transcript is spliced from 18 exons. The record is from RefSeq and is a predicted model, not a curated record. NCBI's taxonomy places the organism in Eukaryota, Metazoa, Chordata, Amphibia, Anura, Pipidae. Gene Ontology annotation, biological process: non-motile cilium assembly. Bases 12 to 2279 code for a protein of 755 amino acids.
CAGCUCAGCGCAUGCAAACCAGCCUGUCCAAUCCCAAUGCUGUUUACUGGUAUCCUAGCAACCACCCCUCCGUUCUGCAGCCCACUAACAGCAGGGGCCCGGGAUUCAUCAUGCUUGUUCCAAUUUUUACUUUGAAAUUAAAUCACAAAAUCAAUCCGCGCAUGGUGUCAGUUGGGAGAUAUGAUGGAGUACACCCUUGUUUGACAGCUGCAACCCAAGCUGGAAAGGUUUUCAUCCAUAACCCCCAUUCUCGGAGCCAGCGGGUUUCAGCACAACGUUUGGUGCAGAGCAGCCAAGACUCAGAUGUGUCAUUGCUGAACAUUAACCAAAAUGUCAGCUGCUUGACAGCCGGAGUGUUUGACCCACGCGUGGGCUAUGAUUCCCUUAUAGUGGGAACUCAGACCAACCUUUUGGCCUAUGAUGUGCACAAUAACUCUGAUUUAUUCUAUAAGGAGAUCGUAGACGGAGCUAAUGCAGUGGUGCUUGGGAGCUUGGGAGACAUCACUUCACCACUUGCUGUCAUUGGAGGAAACUGUGCUUUGCAAGGAUUUGAUUGCAGUGGAAAUGAUCUGUUUUGGACGGUUACUGGAGAUAAUGUGCGCUCGUUAGCCCUUUGUGACUUUGAUGGAGAUGAGAAGAAGGAACUUCUUGUAGGAUCUGAAGACUUUGACAUCAGAGUGUUUAAAGAGGAUGAAAUUGUGGCUGAAAUGUCAGAAACUGAGACUAUUACAGCACUGUGUCCUAUGUAUGGCAGUCGCUUUGGAUAUGCCCUCUCCAAUGGAACUGUGGGAGUGUAUGACCGCACAGCUCGGUACUGGAGAAUAAAAUCAAAAAAUCUUGCAAUGAGUAUCCAUGCAUUUGACCUAAACUCUGAUGGAGUGUGCGAGCUGAUCACUGGGUGGUCCAAUGGAAAGAUUGAUGCCCGUAGUGAUCGCACUGGGGAGGUGAUCUUUAAAGAUAACUUCUGCUCCUCUGUAGCUGGAGUGGUGGAAGGUGAUUACCGUAUGGAUGGCAAGACCCAGCUUAUCUGCUGUUCUAUAGAUGGGGAGGUGCGAGGUUAUCUUCCUACCAGUCAGGAGGCCGCAGGAAGUCUAAUGGAUACAAGCGUGGAACAGGAACUGGUGAGAGAGCUCAGUCAGAAGAAGCAGAAUCUGCUGUUGGAGCUGAAAAAUUAUCAAGAAAAUUCAAAGCAGGCAGAGUCCCGGAUUUCACAGAGUGAGACUGAUGGGCAGAUGGGAGUAAUACCAGCAAACACACAGCUGCAGACUGCUCUUUCUGUGUCCCUGGGCUCUGAAACCCAGAAUGCACAUGUAGAACUAAGCAUUUCAACAUCAAAUGAUACAAUCAUUCGGGCAGUGCUGAUCUUUGCAGAAGGGAUCUUUGAAGGAGAAAGUCAUGUUGUUCACCCUAGCACUCAGCAUCUAAGUGGCCUGGUUCGUGUUCCGAUUAGCCCCCCUAAAGAUGUACCAGUGGAUCUGCACAUCAAAGCAUUUGUGGGUUACAAGAGCAGUGUACAGUUCCAUGUAUUUGAGCUGACACGGCAGCUUCCUCGCUUUUCCAUGUAUGUGCUAAGUAAUCCUUCCUCAGCACCAGAGACAUCCAGUUAUGUAACAUUCACCACCAGUGAGCGUUUGCAGAGGGUUGUUCUUUGGUUGAACCAAAACUUUCUGUUGCCCGAAGAUGCAGAAAUACAGAACGCACCAUUCCAAAUCAGCUUUACAUCGCUGCGUGAUGGAGGAACCCUCCUACUGAGCAUGAAAGCCAGUGGAGAGAUAAGCCUGCGAACAGAUGAUAUGGAUCUUGCUGGUGAUAUCAUCCAGUCUUUAGCUUCCUUCUUGGCUAUUGAAGACCUGGCUGUAGAAGCAGAUUUUCCUAAAUACUUUGACCAGCUUCGGAAGGUGCUAGUGCAGGUGGAUGAAUCUCAUUCUGUUCAUCAGAAGCUGACUGCAGAUAUGGCUGAUCAGUCCAAUCUAAUUCGUAGUAUGCUGGUACAAGCUGAAGACGCUCGCUUAAUGAGAGAUAUGAAAAACAUGAAGAAGCGUUACAAUGAGCUGUAUGACCUCAACAGAGAUCUAAUAAAUCGUUACAAAAUUCGCUGUAACAAUCAUGCAGAACUCUUAAAUAAUCUUAAAUGUGUAAACCAGGCAAUCCAGCGAGCAGGACGACUGCGGGUUGGGAAGCCCAAAGUCCAGGUGAUUACGGCAUGCAGGGAUGCAAUCCGAAGCAACAAUAUCAAUGCCUUGUUCAGGAUCAUGCGUGUAGGUGCCACACCCUCCUAGCCUAUGGCUUACACUUAUUACACUUUUUUUGAGCCUUAGAGGGUUUCUAUCCUAGCUUUACAUGAUGAACCCUUUCUGAUGUGCAUUUUCCAUCCAUUUGAUUUGCAGUUCCCUAGCCCUUGCACUACAAGUCUGAAGCAAAAUAGAAAGCGUGUUUUGAUGGUUAACUAGUUGUGAGACAUUUAUAGCUCCAGCUGCAGAACUGGCACUUUUCCUGACAAACAUCUACAAACCAUUGCAGAGCAAUGGCUGAUAUUAUAAUUAACGUUAUUUAUUUAUUACAUGUUGCUUUGUAUAGUACUAUUUUCCAUAAAAUGUUAGACUGAUUAAAUGA